Musa acuminata AAA Group (dessert banana) is the source of this 1804-nucleotide messenger RNA. Its product is annotated as septum site-determining protein minD homolog, chloroplastic-like. NCBI's taxonomy places the organism in Eukaryota, Viridiplantae, Streptophyta, Magnoliopsida, Zingiberales, Musaceae. The record is from RefSeq and is a predicted model, not a curated record. The coding region runs from base 298 to 1269 and encodes 323 amino acids. The transcript is spliced from 2 exons. Gene Ontology annotation, molecular function: ATP binding; ATP hydrolysis activity. Gene Ontology annotation, biological process: negative regulation of cell division. Gene Ontology annotation, cellular component: cytosol; cytoplasmic side of plasma membrane.
UAUACCUAAUUUAAAUUCGAUUAGCGAGGUUUCUAAAUUGACUUAAACGGAUCGGGUAAUGGAAAUACCCGAUCCAUUGCGACCCGUAGAUGAGUGAGUAGGAGAGAGAGGAAGGGCUCGACCAAACCCGCUUUAUUAGAACCCGACCCGAGCCCGAACCCAUUUAUUCAGCCAAACCCACCGAAUCCCCUUUCGAUUGCAAUCGCACGCGUCAUUCCUCGCUCCCUAAUCGGCCAUGGCCGCCGAUCCCUUCUUCCACUUCUCCCUUUGAAACCCCGCGUCCCCGAAACCCUACCGAUGGCUUCCCCCUUCCCCCAUCUUCUCCCUUCCAUCCCCCUCUCCCCCUCCCAUCCCCCCCUCUUCCUCCCCUCCAAGAUCCUCUCUCCUCAACACCGUCGCCGCCCUGCUGUCUCAGCCGCCCUCCAGUGGAACCGUAAGCCCCAGCUCGCCGGGGAGACCCCCCGCGUGGUGGUCGUCACUUCCGGAAAAGGCGGCGUCGGCAAGACCACUACCACCGCCAACGUCGGCCUCUCCCUAGCCCGCUUCGGCUUCUCCGUCGUCGCCAUCGACGCCGACGCCGGUCUCCGAAACCUCGACCUCCUCCUUGGCCUCGAGAACCGCGUCAACUACACCGCCGUCGAGGUCCUCAACGGCGACUGCCGCCUCGACCAGGCCCUCGUCCGCGACCGCCGUUGUCCCUCGCUCGAGCUCCUUUGCAUCUCCAAGCCCCGCUCUAAGCUCCCACUCGGCUUCGGCGCCAAGGCUCUUACGUGGGUUGUCGACGCGCUCCGCUCACGGCCGGCGGGUCCUCCACAUUUCGUGCUCAUCGACUGCCCCGCCGGCAUAGAUGCCGGAUUCAUCACCGCCAUCGCGCCGGCGAAUGAGGCCGUGUUGGUCACCACCCCCGACAUCACUGCCCUACGCGACGCCGACCGUGUCACUGGCCUUCUCGAGUGCGAUGGCAUCCGUGACAUCAAGAUGAUCGUCAAUCGGGUUCGUACGGACCUAAUAAGGGGCGAGGACAUGAUGUCAGUGCUUGACGUGCAGGAAAUGCUUGGACUUGCAUUGCUUGGUGUCAUCCCGGAGGAUUCAGAAGUUAUCAAAAGCACGAAUAGGGGAUAUCCACUUGUUCUAAACAAGCCUCCCACAAUGGCUGGACUUGCAUUCGAGCAGGCAGCAUGGAGACUGGUGGAGCAGGAUACAAUGACUGCUGUCAUGGUUGAGGAGGAACCCAAGAAGAAGGGCUUCUUUUCCUUCUUUGGUGGUUGAGAUUUUAGACAUGGAGGAUGGAUUUUGAGUUUGAUAUUUUUGAGACUAUGAGUUUGAUUCUCAGCAUACUAGGAGUAUUAUGGCGAAUCAAAAUUGGGAUCAAAGUUUGGUUGUGUACAGUUGAUAGGACAAGUACAUGAAAAGAGCUGCAGGAAUGGUGAGUUUCCAGCUUGUAGGACUGAUUAAACUUACAGCUUUAUGUACUCGUGGUUAUGUUGAUGUUGAUUUUGGCCGCCAUGACAAGGUUUGAAAGUUCCUUAAUGGCGUCAAGGAAAAAGGAGAGAGGGCUGAUUGUUGAACUGUUCAUUCAAGUAUCUAACAUGAUCCCAUCUUUCUGAAGUCCUUGUUUUAAAUGAGUUGACUUAACAUUAUUUAGUGUAGCUUGUAGCAGGUGCAGAUGCACCUUCUCUCUAUCUACAUGGCUGGGUUGGAUAGAGAAGUUAGCCAUUUUUGUAGAAGAGUUUGCAUUUGAACAAGAGAACUGUGCCUUGAUGUGGCUUGAAGUAUGGAAUAUAUGGAUGGAAUUUUGUGUUCA